UGACCCAAUGCAACAUCAUCUCUCCGACAUUCUGUUCCAAAGAAGGUAUUCCUUAAAAUGGAGUCUACCGGAAAAAUGAAGAAGGGUGCCGCCGGCAGAAGGGGAGGAGGCCCAAAGAAGAAGCCUGUUUCCCGGUCUGUUAAAGCCGGUCUUCAGUUCCCCGUUGGAAGAAUAGGAAGGUUUUUGAAAAAAGGCCGAUACGCUCAACGUGUUGGUUCUGGUGCUCCCGUAUACUUGGCCGCCGUUCUUGAAUAUUUGGCUGCUGAAGUGUUGGAGUUGGCUGGAAAUGCUGCUCGUGACAACAAGAAGAACAGAAUCAUCCCAAGACACUUGCUUUUGGCUGUGAGGAAUGAUGAAGAGCUUGGGAAACUUCUUGCUGGUGUAACAAUUGCACAUGGUGGUGUUCUUCCAAACAUCAACCCAAUUUUGUUGCCAAAGAAGACUGGAGGUGAAAAGGCCCCAAAAUCUCCUAAGAAAGCUUAGAUUCUUUGUGUAUGUUAGAAGCUGUUGAUGGAUAUUAUUAAGUUGUUAGAUCAAUCAAUGAAACCCCUUGUUUCGACUUUACAAUUUCAUUUCUAGAUGCUCUAUGUUCUAUCAUGGUGUUUGUUCAGAUGUGAGAUGUUGGGCAUUGGUCUAUCAGAUUUCUUAUGAAAAAGAAAUUAAUGAAGCAUAGACACUUUGUUAUUCUA
Molecule: messenger RNA, 689 nt
Organism: Solanum lycopersicum (tomato)
Lineage: Eukaryota; Viridiplantae; Streptophyta; Magnoliopsida; Solanales; Solanaceae
Product: histone H2A-like
Biological process (GO): heterochromatin formation
Cellular component (GO): chromatin; nucleosome
Molecular function (GO): DNA binding; protein heterodimerization activity; structural constituent of chromatin
Source: RefSeq, a predicted model, not a curated record